Molecule: messenger RNA, 1047 nt
Organism: Suillus bovinus
Lineage: Eukaryota; Fungi; Basidiomycota; Agaricomycetes; Boletales; Suillaceae
Product: Metallo-dependent hydrolase
Exons: 6
Coding region: 1-1047 (348 amino acids)
Biological process (GO): adenosine catabolic process; inosine biosynthetic process
Molecular function (GO): adenosine deaminase activity
Source: RefSeq, a predicted model, not a curated record
AUGUCCGAAAUCGCGGGCCCUGCAGCUGCUGCCCUAGCAUCGCUAAGCCCUGAUGACGUACUUUUUCUUCAGGCACUCCCAAAGGCAGAACUUCAUGCUCAUCUCAAUGGAUCUAUACCCAUCAAAACCCUUCUUGAACUUGCACAGCAACACUCACCUACACAGUCAUCUGAGGUCGCAGACACUCUCCAGAAACUUAAGUCUGGAGCUGUCUUGGAUGAAAUAGAUGACUUUUUCUCUCUUAUGCCCGCUAUCUAUGCUCUGACAUCAACUCCAGAGGCAGUCACGACAGCCACUCGUGCAGUUCUCCAGUCAUUCCUGAACCCCACAGGUGAUGGCACGGGAAGCCCUCAGUGCGCGUACCUUGAACUACGAACCACACCUCGCGCGACAGCCCACAUGACGCAAGAGAGGUACCUCACAGCUGUGCUUGAUGAAGUAGAAUUUUAUCCUGCCACUCAGGCCGCCCUGAUCGUGUCCGUCGAUCGUCGCAUGAGUGACCUGGACGUUGAGGAAUGUGUAAGUCUUGCCAUUGAGAUGAAGAACAGGGGAAGAAGAGUUGUAGGUGUUGAUGUAUGUGGGGAUCCACGCAAGGGCGAUAUGCAAUCUUUCACUCAGCACCUCUUGAGAGUCAAGGGCGCUGGUCUUGGAUUGACUGUGCACAUCGCGGAGUGCACAGAGAAUACAACCGAAGACUCUCUGGCACUCCUUAGUUGUCGUCCGGACCGACUCGGACACACGACCUUCCUUUCAGAUGAACUCAAGGCUCUAAUACGACUCAUUCCAUGCGUCGAGAUAUGCCUAAGUUCCAACAUUUUAGGCAAACUUGUCGCAUCCCUCGACACGCAUCAUAUUCACUAUUAUCUGAAGAACAACCAUCCUAUCGUCAUCUGCACCGAUGACGCACUCCCUUUCAGAACGUCUUGUCUUGGAGAGUACUCUUUGCUCCUAGCGCAGCCUCCGCUAGGCCUUGGCUUGAGCAGAGGUGAUGUGACUAGAAUCGCGCGGAUGGGCAUGGAUGCUGCAUUUUCGAGGCCUUGUGAUUGA